AUGACGAUCUGCAAAUACUUCCAGCAAGGUCGCUGUAGAUACGGAGAUGGCUGCCGCUACGAGCACCCAGGCUCGGGCAACACCGUUUCGUCUGGAAAUCGAUUUGGAGCAUUGUCCGGCGGUUUUGGAGGUCAGACUUCAGUCCAGACUCCGAAAGGGAACAAACUCACAUUGAAUGUAUCUGACAUCAAGGCGGACCUGACUGAAAAGAAGAAUCGCCCUGAUUGGAUCUUCUCCUCCUAUGCACCUGCUCCAGAUGUUCCUCGACUCUUGUUCGGUGGCCCUCAGCGGGAGCAGAGCAUGGAGGAAAUGCGCUUGCGACACUAUGAGGCUACUGCAGCCGGAAACAUGGACCAGGCGGUUCAGGAGGCCCAGGCUUUGUGGCAAGAGUCGAUGAAGCAGAUGGAGGUCGCCUUGAACGACACUCAAGGUGCGAUCAAGUACAUCCUUGAUGGUUUCCAGGAACACCCCAACAGGAUCGAUAUCUGUGAAGGCAACACUGGUCCAAAUUCAAACCAAUCCGGCCCAGCUCCCUUUUCCCAAGCUCAACAGUCAUCCGGCUCAACUGCUUUUAACCAGCCAGCAUCUGUCGGAUUUGGCCAGCCUGCUCAAAGUGCGUCGCCAUUCGGCCAACCACAGCAACCUGGAUUUGGCCAGCCAUCUGCGCUGGGCUCGGGAACUGCAUUUGGCCAGCCGUCGAGCCUGGGAGGUGGAGGUGGAUUCGGCAAGCCAGGAUUUGGAACGGGAGGCUCUGCAUUUGGCACCACGAACAAUGCAUCAUCGUUUGGGUCGACUCCGUUCGGUCAACCCUCAGCGGCAUCUGCAUCACCAUUUGGCGGUGCAUCCACAGCAUCCCCGUUCUCCCAGAUCAACCAAAAUGCCAACCCGUCCCCAUUCUCAAACCCCUCCGCCACGCAAGCAAACCCCUCUCCGUUCGGUCAACCUUCGCAACCGUCCGCCUUUGGCCAACCAUCGGCACUCGGGUCCGGGUCCUCUCCCUUUGGACAGGCGCAGAAGCCUGCUGCUGCUGCCUCUCCUUUCGGCCAGGCAUCAGGCGCGAGCGGAUUCGGACAAGCGGCUCAGAGCGUGUCACCAUUCGGCCAGGUACAACCACAGCAGAACCAAUUAUCUAACCCGAGUCCUUUCGGACAGCCACAGGCUUCUACUACUACAGCAUUUGGAGGCCAGCCUACUUCUGCCGCUCCCUUUGGACAGACUGCUGCUCCUCAGGGCAUUCCGGUUGAGUCAAACCAAAACGCCGGCCCACCAGCGUUCAUGGACGUGGACGAAACCAAGUACUUGAACCCUCUUCCACGCCUGCAGGGCGAGACUCGACGAGACCCUGCAAGCAACCGCCUCACGAUGUGGAAAGGUCGUCCAGACAACAAGACUUGGAUCCGCAUCCACUUCCCCGAUGGACCACCAGAUCCGGCAUCCCUGCGUGAUUCUCAGGCCAAGGAGGAUGAAUACACUCCUGAGAUCGCAGCCAAGUAUGAAUAUUUUCUGAAGCAUGGCCAUUACGAGAACGGCGAGAUUCCCGCUGUGCCACCAAAGCGAGAGUGGAUCAGCUUUGAUUUCUGA
Molecule: messenger RNA, 1581 nt
Organism: Penicillium chermesinum
Lineage: Eukaryota; Fungi; Ascomycota; Eurotiomycetes; Eurotiales; Aspergillaceae
Product: FG-nucleoporin nup42
Exons: 5
Coding region: 1-1581 (526 amino acids)
Molecular function (GO): metal ion binding
Source: RefSeq, a predicted model, not a curated record